Solanum tuberosum (potato) is the source of this 1754-nucleotide messenger RNA. RefSeq lists its product as uncharacterized. The record is from RefSeq and is a predicted model, not a curated record. The transcript is spliced from 7 exons. The coding region runs from base 165 to 707 and encodes 180 amino acids. NCBI's taxonomy places the organism in Eukaryota, Viridiplantae, Streptophyta, Magnoliopsida, Solanales, Solanaceae.
CUGUGGAAACGAUCUUUAUACUAUACUAUCUUUGACUAGCGAAGCAUUAAACUUAUAGUGUGUUUGUGCUCGUCAUCUCAUCAGAAGAUGGAACAAAAUAUUCGUAUAUGUGAAUUAACUCCACAAAGCUCAAACUGGAUCUGUAAGAUACAAAUUGUAGAUAUAUGUGGCCCAGCAGAAAGCAAGGAAAAAGGGUGAAAUAUCUAAAUAUGAUCCUUCAAGAUAAACAGGAAGAUCAAAUAAAGGGCAUUGUUUACGCUGAUGACAUUCCAUGUUAUCAAGAUCGGAUCAAGCUCUACCACACCUACUACAUUGCAGGAACACGCAUGCAACCGUCAAGUUCCAAAUAUGAAAAACCACUGCAUGCUUUUGAAUUGGUUUUUGAUAAGAAAAGCAUACUGGUCGAAGUUGAGGAAAAUGAUAUGGAUGCAUUGCCACUUCCGACAAAACUUACUGUCACAUCUUUUACAGAUAUUAAGCAGCAGGUCCUCCAGGCAACGACUGAUCUAAACAAGAAAGAGUUUGGGGUAUCAUUGACGACCAAAUUCAACACAACAAUUCAAAUUGAUCCCCUUUAUGCACAAAGCCAGCAACUACGAGCAUGGAUCACAGAGAACAAAGCAACACUUACUUCAUUUACUUUGAGGAUCACAUCCAAAUCUGGAUCUCUCAUCUCUAUUCCAGUAGAUGAGAAGAAGUCAUCCUAAUUGCAAACACCGAAUUCCAAGAAGAUGGACAAACAUUUUCAAUCGAAGCAAAGAUAUCCUUCCCAGCUGACCAAAAGAAAUACUAUGUUUUAGUAUGUUCCAAUUGUGGACACGACGUUCGUUAUCCGAUCAUCAUGCAAAUUCACUGUAUGAACUGUGGUCAACACAGAAUGCUCAUCCCCAGGUGCCGAUUUAAUGUAAAUCUGGAAGAUAACUCAGGUACAACAACAGGGAUGAUUAUGAACAAAAAGGGAGGGAAAUUACUAUCCCUGACUGCAGAACAGAUUUACGAAAGAACUUCCACUAAGAACAAUUGUCCACCUAUGAAAGAUCUCCACACAGGCUUUAUCAACAAGAUCUUUUCUAUUCGGGCAAAAAAGGCGUUUGCACGUGCUCCAAACACAACUGCUACAAAAUUAUAUAUUCAGUCGUGCAUGGAAAAGGAAUACACCACACAUCCUCCUACAGCACCUAACAAAACCAAUAUCCAGGAAGCAAGCAAAAGAAAGCAACAGCUUGAACCAGAACAAGUGAGUGAACAGGCAGAAUCAUUAUCACUGAGAAUGAAGCAGAAGCUGGAGCCACCAACUCCAGAAAAACCAAACUAAAGGUGAUUACCACUCCUAAUUCUUUGUUCAACUACUAUUUCUAUCACAUACUAACCAAAUAAUUUCUUUCAAAACAACUUUUACAGUUAAUCCAAGCUUUUUGGCAGCUACUUUUGACCUCUGUACAGAAAAGGUAAGUCCAAUUCCAUCUGUUUAUGCUAUAAUCUCAAAUACAAAUAUUUAAUGUGAUAUUCUUGCCUUACAGGAAAUACAGAGCUUGCUCACUUUUGGAGAUCUCAUCAAAUCAAUCAGUUGCCCCACCACUUUGUACAGUUUUUACUUUGCCACAAAGGUCAGUCAACUCUUUUUGCCAGAACUCCAUUCAGAAUCCAACUUUGACAGCCUUAUCCGCAACUGUACCACUAACGUUCGUUUUUCCUCUUUAUUAGCAAGCUUACUGUAUAACCUUACACAAAAGUAAUGUAAUAUAUUUAAAACA